AUGUCAUCUGAUACUACUGAAACAUCAUUACAAUCUUCAAUUGUUGUAUCUGGUACAGCAAGCUCAACUGAUGUAAGUUCUGCUACAAAAUCUGGUGAAAAAACAGCACGUGAUCAAUUUUAUACUGAUAUUAAAAUGAUGGAUGAAAAGAAAUCAUGGCAGGCAACAUGCAAAAUUUGUAAAGGUACAAUACGUGGAACCAAAGGUGUUACUUCCAAUUAUAAUCUACAUAUUAAAGAUUUUCAUCCAACUGAAUAUAAAUCAUGGCAAGAACAAUUACAGUCCAUAAUAAAGUAUUAUUCAUCAAGCUCAACGUAUUCGAAUAUUCAUCCACGUCAAGUUGAAUUACAAAAAUCCAUCGUUGAAAAUUUAAUAAUCGAGCUUGGUCUUCCUUUAUCACUUAUUGAACGUCCAGCUUUUAUUAAUUUUAUGUCUCAUGUUGAUCCUAGAUUUUCUACAAUUAGUCGACGUACACUAACUCGUACAAUAUUACCAAACUUAUACACAAAAAUGUUAGAUGGCUUAAAAUCGUUCUGUUCAAUAGCAACGUCUAUUUCAUUGACCUUAGAUUUAUGGACAGACAGAAGACAACGUGCAUUUUUUGCUUUGACAGGACAUGCAAUUAUUAAUUCGGAAUUUAAAUCAUAUGUCAUGUCUUUUCAACCAAUUUAUGGUAAUCACCGAGCGCCUUUAUUAUUGGAUGCAUAUGAAGCAUGUAUUAGUAGUUUUAAUAUACAAGGAAAGCUCGUACGAUUAGUUACAGACAGCUCUUCAAAUAAUAUUGCAGCAUUUAGUAGUUUAAUUAUAUCUGGUUUUGAAUCUUAUUUUCAAGAUGACGAUGAUAAAUUAUAUUCAGAUUGGUGCAGCGAUGGUGAACAAAUCGAAUCAGAUGAAACUACAAUUGAUAAUAAUAUGUCAUUGGACGCUCAAGAUGUUCUUAAACAAUUUCUUGAUUCAAUUGUUAUUGAUGAUGAUUCAUUUCGUUUGCCCUGUUACGGUCAUUCAAUUCAGUUAGUUGUCAAAGAUGGUUUAAAAGGUUCAACUUGUGUUCAGUCUUCAUUAGAAAAAAUUUCGAAAAUAGCCAAGUUAUCUCAUUCUUCAACAGUAGUAGCGGAACGUCUUGAAAGUAUUCAAGUAUGUAUUCCAAAUGCCAAUAAAACUCGUUGGAAUUCACAAUAUGAAAUGGUUAUGACUAUAAUUAGUAUUCAACCAUCUGAUUUAAAUGAGAUUUUAAUACAAACACAACAUCGAGAAUUAUGUCUUAAAUCAUUAGAUUAUCAAAUGCUUAAUGAAUUUGUUUCUUUAUUAACACUUUUUGCUGAAGCUACAACUAUUACACAAGCACAAAACACUCCUUCAAUUUCGAUUGUAGCUCCUUCAAUUUUAGCUAUUUAUGAUGAUCUUUUACUUGAACGGGCAAACGUUAAACAUGCAUCAAGUUUAUGCGAAUGUUUAUUAGAAUCACUUUUAUCUCGUUUUGGUGGUAUGUUAGAGCAAAUGUUAUUAGUAAUUGAUAUUUCGGAAAAGAAAAAAAAGAAAAAAUUUUAUGAUCUUUUUAAAGAUCCUGUCUUUUUAUUAGCACCAUUUUUAGAUGGUCGAUUUCGUUUAAAUUGGAUAUCAGGUUCAUCUCUUUUGGAACAAGUACAAGAAGAAUUAUCUAGCAAAAUACAGCAAUUUGUAUUAGAACAAUGUAUUUUACUUGAACGAGCUAAUGUACCAUCUGGAACAUCAGAUAAUGAUAAUCCAACGCUAAGUCCAAUAGCACAAACACAAUCAUUAUCUGCUUGUGCUGCAACAAGUCCUAUUACACCAAAACGAAAAUAUUUAUUUACAAACGUUGUCAAGGAAACAAAAAAGCCUAAACCUGAUCCAUUCAGUUAUAUUAAAGAUGAAAUAUCCAAAUAUUUGAAUGAUGAAAAUACAGAUGCUAUGGUUCUUUUAAAAUCUUCGAACAUUUAUCCAACACUAUCCAAAUUAGCAACGAAAGUUCUGUCGAUUCCUGCAACUUCUGCUCCUCGUACUAUUAAAGUCGGAAAUAUUUCUCAAGAUUUAUCUAUUCAACAAUUGGAGAAUUUAUUUACUGAUAAUCAAAUUGAAGGAAUUGAAAGUAUUCAUAUUCCAGUAGAUAAUCUUGGUUUUCAAUUUGGUUUUUUAUUCAUUACAUUUAAUUCAAGUCAAUAUUUUGAAGAUUUUUGUUCAAAAAUUGAUGAUAAUAGUAAAUUUUUAUAUAUUACAGAAAGAAAAUACAACGGUCCUUUCAUUGUUGAACCACAUGAGCUACCAGAUUGUAAUUUAAAUAAUCAACAAGAAAUUGAGUAUGAUUGUAUAUUAAAAAAUUAA
This is a messenger RNA of Rotaria sp. Silwood2, 2340 nucleotides long. Lineage: Eukaryota; Metazoa; Rotifera; Eurotatoria; Philodinida; Philodinidae. The record is from the annotation of a GenBank genome assembly.